GGGGCGCGGGAGCCGGAGCCGGAGCCGAGUCGGAACCGAGCGGCGGCGGCGGCGGCGGCGGCGGCGGCGGGGCGGGGGCCGAGGAGGAGGAGCGCGCGCGCCGCCAUGGCCGCCGCGCUCGCCGACAUGGCCGACCUGGAGGAGCUCUCCCGCCUGAGCCCUCCGCCCGCCGGCCGGCCCGAGCCCCCGCCGGAGGAGGAGGAGGAGGAGGAGGAAGAGGAGGAGGAGGAGGACGACGAGGAGGCGGCGGCGGCGGAGGCCCAGGCGGUGGCGGCGCUGCUGCUGCAGGGCGGCGGCGGCGGCGGCGGCGGCGUGGGGGGCGGCGAGGCGGAGACCAUGUCGGAGCCGAGCCCCGAGAGCGCCAGCCAGGCCGGCGAGGACGAGGAGGAGGAGGACGAGGAGGAGGAGGAGGACGACGAGGAGGAGGAUGAGGAGGAGGACGGGAGCAGCAGCAGCAGCGGCGGCGCCGAGGAGGAGAGCAGCGCCGAGAGCCUGGUGGGCAGCAGCAGCGGCAGCAGCAGCGGCGGCGGCGGCGUUGGCGGCGUUGGCGGCGGCGUUGGUGGCGGCGUCGGCGGUGGCGGCGGCGGCGGCGGCAGCAGCAGCGGCGACGAGACGCGCUCGCUCAGCCCCGGCGCCGCCAGCAGCAGCAGCAGCAGCAGCAGCAGCGGGGAUGGGGACGCCAAGGAGGGCCUGGAGGAGCCCAAGGGACCGCGGGGCGGCGGGGGCGGCGGCGUUGGCGGCGUUGGCGGGGGCGGCGGCGGCGGCAGCAGCAGCAGCAGCGUCGUCUCCAGCGGCGGCGACGAGGGCUACGGCACCGGCGGCGGCGGCGGCGGCAGCGCGACCUCGGGCGGCCGGCGGGGCAGCCUGGAGAUGUCGUCGGACGGGGAGCCGCUGAGCCGCAUGGACUCGGAGGACAGCAUAAGCAGUACUAUAAUGGAUGUAGACAGCACAAUUUCCAGUGGGCGCUCAACUCCAGCAAUGAUGAACGGACAAGGAAGCACUACUUCUUCAAGCAAAAAUAUUGCCUAUAAUUGUUGUUGGGACCAGUGCCAGGCUUGCUUCACCUCUAGCCCAGAUCUGGCAGAUCACAUCCGUUCCAUACAUGUAGAUGGUCAGCGAGGAGGGGUGUUUGUUUGCUUAUGGAAAGGUUGCAAAGUCUAUAACACUCCGUCGACCAGUCAGAGUUGGUUACAGAGGCACAUGCUGACGCACAGUGGAGACAAGCCUUUCAAGUGUGUCGUCGGCGGCUGCAACGCCAGCUUCGCGUCUCAGGGAGGGCUCGCCCGCCACGUGCCCACACACUUCAGUCAGCAGAACUCCUCGAAAGUCUCCAGCCAGCCCAAGGCCAAAGAAGAGUCUCCGUCUAAAGCUGGGAUGAACAAACGGAGGAAAUUGAAGAACAAACGGCGACGCUCGUUGCCACGGCCGCAUGAUUUCUUCGAUGCACAGACACUGGAUGCCAUAAGACACCGAGCCAUAUGCUUUAACCUCUCAGCUCACAUAGAAAGUUUAGGGAAGGGGCACAGUGUGGUUUUUCAUAGUACUGUAAUAGCUAAGAGAAAAGAGGAUUCUGGAAAGAUAAAACUUUUGCUUCAUUGGAUGCCUGAAGACAUUUUGCCUGAUGUGUGGGUGAAUGAAAGUGAACGACACCAAUUAAAAACGAAAGUAGUUCAUUUAUCAAAGCUCCCCAAAGAUACUGCCUUGCUUUUGGACCCAAACAUAUACAGAACAAUGCCGCAGAAGAGGUUGAAGAGAACUCUGAUAAGAAAAGUGUUCAAUUUGUAUUUAAGCAAACAGUGAACGGCAUUUGCAAUCAACUAAAAAUCCGUCUCUCGAAUUAGGGCUGAGCAUUUCUGUUAAAGAGUGUUGCAGCUCGCCUGGUGCUCCUUGGCAGGACUAGGCUUUCUCAUGGAGUACAGUAUGUUAAUAUUGACCUAGAGAACUCACUUGGUAACGGUUUUUGAAAAACCUAUUUCAAAUCAUUUGAAUAAUCCUCCUGUUUUCUUUUUUAUCCUCUAUAAGACUCUAAUUUUUUUUUUUCCUGAGGAAAGCGUUUGGUUUUUGAGUUAUUUUUUUCUUAAUGUAAGAAAAGUUGUAUUUUUUUUUUAAGUAUCUUCAAACUGAAUCCUUUAUGCACCAAAGUUGGUUUUGAAAGGAAAAAUAAAAUCACUUUCUUGCUUGGUAAGCAAGGAGCCAUAUGGAUUUUUUUUAACUUACAGAAAUGGAAAUAUGUGUAACUUGUUAGUAUUGUAUCAAACAAAUGUUGCAUAGAGAUAAUAGAACAUUGCUUGUAAAUAAUUCAGCAGAUUUGUAAUAUAUUUUUAUAUUAUGAAAUGUACUGUAGAUGUUUUUCUAGAGGCAUGAAAGUUAAAUGUAUAUAUUAUGGGUAGAAAUAAUAUUGAAGGAUAUUGUAAUUCACUAGUGCUGCCAGAGGAAUUGUUAAUAAAGCACCUUCUUAACAAUAAAUGUCUUUUGCAGACUUAAGGGACUAUGUACUACUGUUAAUAUCUGUAAGAACAAAACACAUUGAACAUCCUUCCAGAAAGUCUUUUAGGGGAGGACCUAUACCCAUAAUAGAAUUAUGGCACUCAUUUCUGACAGUAACCGUGAAAUGAUUUCCUUACUGUUGGAAGUACAUAUUGUAAAGUAUGUGGUUAUUUGCAGUCAAACUGCAGAAAAUACUCCUGAUUGAGGAGUUUUCACUUUACUACAGUGAUAGAAAACCAGCAGUUUUUACACUAAAUUUUUUAAGAAAAUAAUAGACAAAAAUUAGAGAAAUUUAGCCUUUGGUUCCAAAAUGGGAGAGGUUCCAUGAUGCAUAACCAUUUGUCAUUUACUUUGAAAAAAAAUUAUGGGAGACUUUUUAUUCAUUGACAAUGGGGGUGAAGAGCUAUAUACAUUAAAUGAGUCAUAUAAAACUAAACGAAGUGCCAAUAGGAGCACAGCUACUAUAAGACGUUCUGGAAUGGUUGUUUAAUAAGGGUAUUAUUCAGAUGAUCUGUAGCAAAUGUGACUUUAUUUUUUAAAAAAAGGUGUGUUUUCUUACCCGUUUUUGGUUUUCUUUUGCUUAAGCACUUCAUCAUUGCUUUAUUCUGUAUCUUCGAAGUAAUCUGCAAUCUCUUUUGUUCUUUACAUUUUUUGAUUUGUUAUAAACUUGCCAAAUAGAGGUGUUUCGGAGA
Sorex fumeus (smoky shrew) is the source of this 3179-nucleotide messenger RNA. RefSeq names its product AE binding protein 2 (gene AEBP2). Gene Ontology annotation, biological process: regulation of transcription by RNA polymerase II. The record is from RefSeq and is a predicted model, not a curated record. Gene Ontology annotation, cellular component: ESC/E(Z) complex. The transcript has 9 exons. NCBI's taxonomy places the organism in Eukaryota, Metazoa, Chordata, Mammalia, Eulipotyphla, Soricidae. The coding region runs from base 106 to 1800 and encodes 564 amino acids.